GUGGGACAGAGACUGGGGCAAGGCUGAGGUCUAGACUGGAUUUGCACUUUUAGGUGGGCGUGCUGAAAGUCAUGCAGCCCUCUGCCAGUCCUGGGCUGCCACUGCCCCAAUACUGCAGUGUGGCCACAACCGUGAAAGCCCCUGACCUGCAUGGUGCUGUGCCGCCCUGGGACAUGUCCUUCACCUGUCCCUUUGCCACGCAAGCACCCUGGCUGCCCACGCACUGCACAUUCACCAGGUGCACUGCCUGUUGCCCAUGUCUUCACACUGUUGAUCGGCCAUGGCCGGGGCUCCGCUGGCUGGGAAGAGUCGGAGCUGCGGGCGGCUCCUGGGUCCUGGCUAGAAAGGAACCAGAUGGCUUUUAUUAUCUGGCUCAGAUAAAGGCUGCUCCAGAGCUGGAGAAGCGGGGGGCCCUGGUUGUGGAAUUUGAGGCUCCCCUUGUCACAGGCCUAAAGCUGCCAGCUCAGCAGCAGAGGGUGGUAUUUCCAGAGGAUGUUAUUCAGUUUUCACCAUCUGUGCCACACUCACUGCAGCUGGGUGACAAGGUGUUGGCACCUUGGGAACCGGGGCAGCAGCGGUAUGGCCCCGGCACUGUUCUAGUGGGCUUGAAGAAGCAAAAAGGACAAAGAGCAUCUAAAGAAAAAGAAAUCACUGUUCACUUCUGGAAUGGCAAGAUAACUAAGGUGCCUCUAGGCAGGGUCAGGUGGGUGCCCCCCACAGUCUGGAAGAAGGCUGUGGAAAGACUACAAACACCUCAUACCAGGGACUGCCACAGUUCUUGUCUCUGGGUACCUCACUGCUCUCAGCUGGGACCCAGUGCUGGAUGCAUCACACACGGGCCUCCUCUGGACUCUUCCUACUUAUGCCCUCCCUGCCUCUCCUGUGCCUGCUGCCAGCUUCAGUGCCAGAGCAGCUGCCCUUUGGUGGGGCCGAGCUGGUGGCCUCUAACUAGGACUUCAGAGCUCACAACCAGAAAACUCCCGGAGCCAGAGGUGAAGCCCACAGAUCAGCUUUUGCCCCUACAAGGUCCUAAGGAGGAGCCAGUGGCAGAGCUCAGCUACAAUAUGUCCUCCUCCUCUUCUUAUGAGGAAGAAAAUUCAGAGAGUCAUCUGGAGAUGGGACUGCCUCUGAGACAGAUGGUAAGCAGGGCAGUCAACACUGACCCCAUCCUUUCUGAGACGGCAUCUCUGCGGCAGUGCAGCCCCCACAAGCCCGGGUGGAGGUACUGGAGGAGAAAUGGGCCUGAACCACCCCCUGGAAAGCCAGACUGCAUGAAGAGCAGAAGUCUAGUUAAGACGGCAGAGCUGCAUGAGGGAGGUGGCCUGGAAAAGCAUGGCCUGGGUUUGACUUUGGAGUCCUGUUGUCACUGGUCCACUGAGGAGGGAUUUGUGGUAGGCAUACUAUGCUCUAAGAGUUAA
This is a messenger RNA of Mus caroli (Ryukyu mouse), 1418 nucleotides long. RefSeq names its product chromosome unknown C11orf16 homolog (gene CUNH11orf16). The record is from RefSeq and is a predicted model, not a curated record. Lineage: Eukaryota; Metazoa; Chordata; Mammalia; Rodentia; Muridae.